CGUUCCGGCGAUAUGACGGCGAGCUACCUGGACUCUGAAAUGCACUCUGGCGCCAUAUACUAGCCGAACAGCUACCGUUACUCGACUUCUCUCUCAGUUUUGCUUCCAGGCGCGUUCACGAUACCAUUGUCGCAUUGCUUUUGGACGAUUGACGCACUAAUUCUUCUCCACCACCAGCACACCCUGCAGCUUCCUAUUGUGCGAUCAAGCUCGAACAGUUUGAGACACCUUCGUCCUGUUGAUCGCAUUGAAGCCACGCUGCUCUCGACUGAGAAUUGUCCAGUUUCCCCUCUUUGCGCUCGAGGAUCCUCCAAUUGAACGUUCAAGGGUUGCGCGAGUCGAACACAUCUUGGACAAUGGCAAUUAUUGACUCUGUGACGGGAGCUGUGUCUUCCCUUCUUAGCCCAGUCACAUCACAAGCUUGGGGACCGCUGGUGAAUCUAUGCAAAAAUGGCACUCUUUCGCAAUUUCAAAACCUGAAGCAUGGCAAGCUGGUGUUGUUUGAAGGUGGCUCGAGCAAGGCUACUGCUGCGUUUGGAUCUGACAAAGAGGGUCUUCCAAUCGCUUUUCUUAACGUGCUCGACGAAAAGUUCUGGGUGCGAUUGGCGCUAUUCGCAGACAUGGGCUUCGCAGAAAGCUAUAUGCUGGGAGAAUUCACAACUCCAGACCUAACGAAGUUCUUUGAGCUCUUCAUCCUGAACCGCAACUACCUCUCCAAUGGCUCGACUUUCACCUCCGCCAUUUCCUCUGGCCUCGCUGGCCUGGUACGAGGCAGCAACAAUCUCAAAAACGCGCGCCUUAACAUCUCCGCACAUUACGACAUCUCCAACGAGAUGUUCGCCGCAUUCCUCUCCCAAGACAUGACCUACUCGUGCCCGAUAUGGCUACCAAAAUCGAACCCGAAAUCUGCAAGCGAAAGCCUCUACGACGCGCAAAUGCGAAAGCUCGAUCGCUUCAUCGAUAACACACAUAUCAAGGGGACAGACCAUGUUUUGGAGAUUGGCACAGGGUGGGGCAGCUUCGCCAUGCGUGCUGUACAACGGACGGGCUGCAGAGUUACAUCUCUUACCCUAUCCAUUGAGCAAAAAGAGCUAGCAGAAGAGCGGAUACGAGAAGCCGGCAUGUCAGACAAGAUCACAGUCCUCCUCUGCGACUACCGAAGUCUGGAGGUGCCAGAAACAGGACCCUUCGACAAGGCGGUAUCGAUCGAGAUGCUGGAAGCUGUGGGCAAGGAAUAUCUGGUCACAUACUUCAAGUGCAUAGACAAACUUCUCAAGAAGGAGGGCGGUGUGGCAUGCUUCCAAUGCAUAACGAUGCCCGAUGCGCGCUACGAAGCCUACGCCAAAUCCGACGAUUUCAUCCGCCGAUACAUCUUCCCUGGUGGCCAUCUGCCCGCCGUUUCCGAACUGGUUGCCAGCAUACAAACCGCUUCAAGCGGCUCGCUAGUCGUCGACAGCAUAGAGAACAUCGGCCCUCACUACGCGAAAGCGCUGCGGUUAUGGCGCGAAGAAUUCUUGGAUAACUGGGAGGGCAAGAUCAAGCCGCAGCUUAUCAAGGAGAAGGCUAAGGAAGGAAUGGACAACGAAGGUGCGGAGAUUUUCAAGAGGAAAUGGGACUACUACUUCCGAUACUCGGAAGCGGGCUUCUCGACGAAAACGCUGGGUGAUGUCAUCAUUACAGUGGGAAGAGAAGGCACUAUGCAGAUGAUGGAAGAUGUACCAUUGUAGAUACAGUGCUCGUCACAUGCAAGGAGACGAUGGAACGCGAUCGUAAAUGUUGUGUAAUAUGGCAUAUACCCCCC
This is a messenger RNA of Alternaria rosae, 1801 nucleotides long. Its product is annotated as Mycolic acid cyclopropane synthetase-domain-containing protein. Gene Ontology annotation, biological process: lipid biosynthetic process. The coding region runs from base 357 to 1727 and encodes 456 amino acids. The transcript has 3 exons. NCBI's taxonomy places the organism in Eukaryota, Fungi, Ascomycota, Dothideomycetes, Pleosporales, Pleosporaceae. The record is from RefSeq and is a predicted model, not a curated record.